Vigna unguiculata (cowpea) is the source of this 1770-nucleotide messenger RNA. RefSeq lists its product as uncharacterized. Lineage: Eukaryota; Viridiplantae; Streptophyta; Magnoliopsida; Fabales; Fabaceae. The record is from RefSeq and is a predicted model, not a curated record.
AUGGUGACCACAAGGAACCGGAACAGCAACAUAGACGGAGAUGCAGAUCUUGCGGAGGAGAACGCCAUCCUAAGGCGGAAGGAAGAAGGGAUCUCGUCGACGCCUACUGUACCCGACCCGCUCAGGUUAAGUCGGGUGCAGCAGCACCGGGAUGCCGAAUGGGUGGAGAGUCGUCCUCCACCAACAGGACAGGAGCAAUCACAGCCGGCUCGGGUUGAGAAGACGCAGGCUUCGAGGGGAAAUCCGUCGCACACGAUGGCGGAGAGCUCGGAAGCAAACGAUGGGGGCCGCCCAUCGCGUCAACCGAUCCCUGCGUCGGGAUUCUCCCCCUUUACAUCGUACAUUUUGGAGACGCCGCUGUCAGAGAAGUGGAAAAUCCCAACGUUCGAUAAGUACGAUGGCACGACUAACCCAGAUAAUCACAUGCGGGUCUUCAUGCAUCAGAUGAUGUUCCACGCAGUUAGUGACCCCAUCUGGUACCGUGUUUUCUCGACUUCUUUGACAGGGGAGGCGUUGGAAUGGUUUUCCGAGCUGCCGGCCGGUAGUAUUGACUCUUUUGCCACUCUGAAGGCAAGGUUUAGCACACAAUUCGCGCCCCUGAAGCCAGCCAUUCUGAUGGUCGAUAACCUGGUGAUCAUUCGGCAGGAAGAUGGGGAAUCGCUGAGGAGUUAUCUCGAUCGGUACAAUCAGAUGUCGGUCAAGAUAAAGGAUCUCAGCGACGAAAUCGCUCGACAUCAUUUCUCAUAUGGGCUCCAGCCGGGAGUUUUCACGGACAAGAUAAGCCGCAAGAAACUGAAGACGAUGGAGGAGAUGAGGGAACGAGCGGCCAAGUUCAUACAGAUGGAAGAUAUGCAAGAGUUCCAGGUGAAGAAGAGGGAGAAGGAGGAUGCCGCAACCGCGAAGCCGGCCGCACCUCAGCCAAACAAACCUUUGGCACGGCCCAGCGAGAAGAAACCACCGAAGUUCACGACGUACACCCCCUUAGCCGUUCCUAGGGCUAGGAUUCUACAAGAAGCUUUCAGCGUCGAAUCACUUCCCGCGGUCAGAAAGAAGCCCCCACCACCCGAUGCCGACGGUAGUAAGCACUGCCAGUACCAUAGGACGAUCGGCCACACUACUGAAGAGUGCCACACGCUCCGCGACAAAAUCGAAGAGCUUAUUCGGCAGACACAUCUGAAGAAGUAUAUUCGACAAGAUCGUCCUCCGCAAAGCCCGGCGAGGAACAGGAGCCCAGUAAGAAGAGCCCCCCUGGCCCGAUGGGAGAAGCGGAGAGAGCCCGAACCUGAGAGGCGAAGGAGAGGACCGUCUAGGGCGCAUCAUAGCCCAAGGAGGAGCCGCAGUCGGAGCCACGAUAAACCCCUUAGGGGUUAUAUCAAUACCAUCUCCGGAGGUUGCGCCGGAGGAGGAUCGAGCUCUACAGCUCGAAAGAGACACGUCCGGGCGCUAAAGUCGGUUCAUCUGGUGGAAAAGAAGAUCCGGUCGAUGCCCCCCAUCACGUUUACGGACGACGACUUCAAGGCGCCCGACCUUGAUCAUGAUGAUCCGAUGGUCAUCUCAAUAGAGGUAGCCGAGUAUGGGAUCGGGAAGGUGUUAGUUGACCAGGGAAGCUCCGUCAACAUCUUAUACUGGAAGACUUUCCGGAAGAUGAACCUCUCGGAGGACCUGAUCGUCCCAUAUAACGAGCAGAUCGUUGGUUUCUCUGGCGAGCGAGUCGACACAAGGGGCUACCUGGAACUUCGUACCAGGAUCGGCUCACGGAAGGACGACUGA